AUGGCAGAAUCAUUCUGGUGUCCGCCUAAGGCGAACCACUACUUUCCUGCCUUGAAUGCUGCCACUGCUCACGGCUCGUCCUUUGAGAUGCAGACCACGAACGGCCAUGCAAUAUCUUCAGCAGGUGGCAUUUACCGCCUGUGCUGGUGCGCAUGGGGUUUCAACUGCCAGUUGCCUCGGCAUUUUCAAGCAGAUGCAGGAGCCAUGACAAUAAUCGGACCUAGUCCUCAGUAUCAGGAUCGCACAUGUGUGUCCGGCCAGCCGUGCUUUGCCUACAACAUCACGGGCCAAGACCUCGGCAAUGGGGACCGCUUCAUGGUCUUAGAGACCUGUGGCCUGUUCACGGCCCCACGACGUUUCACAGGCGGGGGCGUCUCGGAUUUGAUGUCCGAGAAUGGAACACUUGCAACUUGGGGCCAGGAGCCCACUUGCAUGGAGCCCUACAACUUCGAUUGUCGUGGAGUUCGACCUACCAGCCAGGGCGGCAAUUUCAGGCUCUGUUGGUGCGCGCACAACUACACCUGCUCCCUGGCGAGCGAUUUCCGGGUUGACAUUGGGCACUUGUCCUUCCUGGGUCCAUACCCUCUCACGAACAGCAGGACUUGUGUUGCAGGCCAACCCUGCGCCUUUUCCGGCAUCGAGGGGCAUUACACACAAGACGGCGAUAAGCUCAUGGCUCUGGACACUUGCGCUCAUCCAGAAACGCUCCAGCUCAUUCAGAGCUCGGAUAAGUGGGGCAUAUACAACCAACGUUUAGUUGCCGCGGGCCAAUACGGUUGGUUUGAUGGCCCUUCAAACAAUGCCUCCUCAAAUGGGUCGAGCUUUUUGUGGGGAGCCGUGGAUCAGGUCAUCACCAGCCCUGGGGGGUUGUAUCGAAUGUGUUGGUGCGCUGCAAACUACCCAUGUCUUGAAGCCAGGGACUUUCAGACGGAUGUUGGGGAGCUGAAUGUCAUCGGGCCCUUCCUGGAGCUUCCGGAUCCAACUGGCUUGCUGACCCUCGAGCAGCGCCUGCAGAGCUUCACUUGUACCACUAACGAGCCUUGCAGUGUUUCUGGACUUCAAGGUCAGUUUUUGAGCGAUGGUGAUCUGUUAAUGGUGAAGAGAGAUUGCAGUCCAGCUUGGGAGUUCAACUCCACCGUUCCAUACUGGCCAUCCAACACGUUUGUUUGGGGCAUUGCUGACCCUGGAAUAGUUGAGACCACUGUGAAUGGCAUCACCUACCAGACAUACAACUGGGCAGUCAUAGGAACGACGAGUGAGCGGGAAGUCCGGUCUGAGGGUGCUUACUACCGCUUAUGUUGGUGUGCUGCCGGCUACACGUGUGCAGACCCCAUUGACUUUGCUGUCGAUGCAGGGACCAUGAAAUUGAUUGGGCCACAUCACAAUCAGGCCAAAACUUGUUUCUCUGGUGCUGCCUGUACGGCCAGUUCUGUGACUGGCGUCGGCUUGAGCAAUGGAGACCGGACCAUGGUAUUGCGCUACUGCGACACCGACCUGUACAUUGCACGUUUCCCGAACGAAGGGUAUUCAGAUCCAGCCGUUGACAACGGCACCACCAUCACUUGGUCUGGUGCCGCCGCCACUCCCGUGACCUCCCCGGGCGGAUUCUACAAGCUUUGCUGGUGCGGAGCUUCUCAGACUUGCACGAGGAGCGGCUCGAACUUCAGGGUGGAGUACGGGCUCCUGUACAUUGUUGGACCAUCACCUUUGACUCAGAGCAAGACGUGCUUGAGCGGGGAGCUUUGCGCAGUCGAGGACUUUGCGGGCUAUGGCUUGAGCAGUGGCGACCGGAUGAUGAUCUCCAGCAACUGCGGUGAUCCAAAUGGAGUUAUUCCCAGGUUUCCAAACAUGGGCAUCUCAGGUCCGUCAACAAACAAUGGAACAACCUUUGUAUGGGACGACUACGUAACGGCUGGUGGAGGCAUUUAUUGGAUGUGCUGGUGUUCAAACAUGUACUCCUGCGAUCGAGCGGAUCUAUUCAAUGUGGAGUCUGGCUUGCUUACCCUACCCGGGCCGUACUUGGGACAGGAGCGCACAUGCCGGAGUGGCACGGAGUGUGGCUUUUCAACUUUGCGUGGGCUUGGCCUUGCAGACGGUGAUAGGAUCAUGAUCAUGAACCAGUGUGGAACAAAUUCAAUACUGCCAGGUUGGCCGGACAAUGGGGUGUCGGAUCCUGCCAUUUUUCAGGGUACAGAGUAUGCUUGGGGCAUCUCCAGUGGUGGGCUUCACGUCACCGGUGCCGGAGGCGAGUAUUCCAUGUGCUGGUGUUCGAUCUCUGCUCCAAACUGCUCCUCUGGAGAGUACUUCCGAACAGAGGUUGGCAUCAUGAAAAUGCUGGGCCCCGCCAUCGGUCAGAGAAAAUAUUGCACCAGUGGCCAAGUCUGCAGCAUCACCCAGUUUGGUGGAUAUGAGCUCCAAAACGGCGAUCGCAUCCUCAUCAGUCCCUCAUGCUUGCCCUCGAAUGCAUCAUACAUCGAGGGCUUUUCCAACAAUGGCAUCUCGGUUGGGACAGCCGGUGGCUCUCGGUUUGACUUUGAAGGCCGUCUCACAGCAUCGGGAGGUGUCUACGCCAUGUGUUGGUGUCCUUCAGGCUCCCCCUGCCAAUCACCGGACAAUUUCCAGGUGGAUACCGGGAAUCUGACGGUCAUCGGUCCAUUCCUGGAUCACCAGAAGACCUGCAUCUCCAGUCAGGUGUGCCGAUUCGAUGGAUUCCUCGGCCAGUCCCUGCUCAUCAGCGACCGGAUCACGGUCCUUGCAACUUGUGGAACAAGCUUCGUGCUGCCCAGGAUGCCCAACAGCGCCCUCUCCACGGAGCACUCCAACUUUGGCAACUCAGUCUCUUGGGGCCCACUGCGAGCUACGGCGCCAGGUGGACAGUACCGGCUUUGCUGGUGUGCAGCGACAUCGAAGUGCAGUUCCCCUACGGACUAUGUGGUGGACAGUGGCGAGCUCCACAUCAUCGGGCCAAAUCUGUAUCAAAUGCAGCAGUGUUAUCCAGGUGUCACGUGCAGCUUCGAGGACUUUUUGGGCUACGGGCUCCAGAAUGGUGAGAGAAUCAUGGUCUUGGAUGUCUGUGGAUUGGGAGCUGGAGUGCCCGGCUUUCCGAACGGUGCAAUCUCAAAUCUGGCCGUCAGCCAGGGAAUGCAGUAUGGCUGGGGAGAUGGUUCCAGCAGCACCGACUACUACCCUCUGAACACGUCCACCCCUGGCGGUUUCUAUCGGCUGUGCUGGUGUCCAGUCGGGUUGGAGACAUGUGACACUAGUCAAGACUUCAGGGUGGACGCAGGUGCACUGAUCGUCAAGGGCCCUUUUGCUCAGGUCAAUACCUUGUGCGCUGCUGGCCAGACUUGCACACUUGGUCCCUGGGAUGGUGCAUUGCUUGCACUGUCAGAUCGUGUGCUAAUCAUCCCCGAUGGCGCGACCUGCGGACAGAGUGCAGCUGACGUGCAGAUUGCUCAAGGGGAGCCCAGAGGUGUUACCUGCAAUCUGGAGCUGACCACCUGUGAAGCCAGCUUGAGCAGUGUCGAGACACAGCAUGGAGGCCUGUUCAAGGUCUGCUACUGUGUUACCUACUUGGACACCAACGGAACGGAUACACUGCCCUGCACAGAGCCAUCAGAGUUCACAAGCUACGCCAGCAACCUCCAGGUGAAAGCCGGCUUUCCAUGCAAUGGCAAUCCAUCAGCAGGGGUGCCAGCACAGGAAGUGCUCAUCAACAGCGGCCAGUCCCUGCAAACCAACAGCAUUGCCCCCGAGCCCGACCAGAGCAGCUCCCAGAACAGGUUCCUACUCGGGGGCAUCAGAGAAAGUGGGGACUACAAGGUUUGCUACUGUUCCAGCGUCUUGUCCUGUUCGAAUCCCUACGACUUCGGCGGGGUGGCGGGGACCGUCAUGGUCUCUGGAGCUGACUCCACUCAAGUCAAGGCCUCAGCUCGAGGCGGAAAAGCAAAGCAGACACUCAAGGCUCAAGCCGCUUCAAGCCCCGAAACGUGGGAAGCUCAUGAGGUCUACGUGUGCAGACGCGGCUCCGAGUGUCUCAUUGAGCUGAGAGGGAACGAUCGGCUGAAGAUUGUUGCAGAGGGAAGCAACUGCGCAACAGAUUCGCCGACCUUCGGAUUCGGUGAUCGGCUCGGACUUGCUACCGCCUACCUGGAUGAGACGAACACCACCAGCAUCAAUGUUUUCAAUGUCGGCGUUGCAAAGGUGGGUACGCAAGAGGAAGGAUGCCUCCCAGAUGACGUGAACUGUGGCUACAAGCUCUGCUACUGCCCAGGCAUUGGCAACUGCACUCUCGGCUCGUCCUACACGCAUACUGCAGGUGCUUUACGGGUGACAGAGUCCAUCCGAGCGAUUGAGAUAGAUACCUCUUUCGCAGUGACCUCUCAUUCGAUUGGCUUGCUCGUGGACUCUUCCUAUGGAGGUGGUUUGAUCCGGUGCGUCAUCAAUGACGGGCCUGCGACGGAGUGGGGUUUGUAUCCUGACUCCAGCUUCUUCGCCUUCGGACCGGGCUCCGGUGACGUCGGCUGGGGAGCAUCACCUGGACAGGCCACAUCUGGGAAGAAUGCUUUGACCAUCCACCUGACCCAGUUUGUGGAGGCUGGGCAGGUCGUGAGAGUGUGGUGCUUCCUUUCCGAUUCGCCUGCUUACAUCUUCCCACCAGAUCUUGAAGGAGAACAGGUGGUGGUUCCACUCAGCAUGAAGACACCAAGAGCAGACUUCUUGCCGAGCAAGGGCUGGCACCAAAGCUUACACAGGCUUGACAACAUGGCCUCUUUGUACCUGAUUGCGGCUCGAAUGAUCUCGAAUGCUCAAGGUCAAUUGAACAUCCAGGAGUCACAGGACCCCCAUCGAGCCCUGUGCUACCACUGCACUGGAUGCCUUGCUGAUUUGCAGCAGGACAACUUCGGCAACCUGAUGCUGGAGACAGAAUAUCCAAUCCCGGUGAGGGAGACGCUUGAUAUCGGCCUGAUUCCUGUUUUGCAGACAGCAACCCUUUAUCGUGGUGCAAGAAACAGGAUUCAAGUGGAGAAGCAGACACCCAGCUCGGGCAACAUCAGCUGGAUUUCGGUCGAAGAAAGCCAGAGCUUAGGCGACAAUGUGAUCUUUGUCUAA
Molecule: messenger RNA, 5112 nt
Organism: Symbiodinium natans
Lineage: Eukaryota; Dinophyceae; Suessiales; Symbiodiniaceae
Source: the annotation of a GenBank genome assembly